AGUGACAGUUUUAAUUCUCAACAGAUGUGUUUUGAGUGCGUUAUUUUUUUAUAAACCACAAAAGAAAAUUUAAAUAAAAUACACCGGAUCCUUAAAAAGAGUUAAUUAGGAGCUGACGAGUAAAGGGGAAUUAGUUAGGAUUUUUCGAGCAAACGUUUCGACAACGCCGCAAUUCAUCAGGUGAUACGUCGCGCACGCGCAUCUCGGUAACGUGUAACGGACGCGCCAACAUGGAAUUCGUACGAAACCGGCUCGAGGGCCGUCAUUUCACGCUAAACUCUCCCGAAAUUAGGUUAGUCACCUUGUGCCGGCCAUGCCGUCCGAAAAAAUAGAGAAAGUUGUUAUGAAACCCUUCAAAAUGGAUCCGAUGCAUUCGCAACAGGAGCUAGUUAGGGACCUAGGGCGCGAGAGGACUUUGCGUGACGUUCAUUUUCGCGAGUGGGUCGUCGUUUUCAUAUUGUGUUUCGUCAAUUUGAUCAAUUACAUGGAUAGAUUUACGUUGGCAGGCGUUUUGGACAAAGUACAAAGCCAUUUUCAAAUCAGCAACGACGAGUGCGGGUUAUUACAAACCGCCUUCGUGCUCAGUUACAUGCUCUUCGCCCCGUUGUUCGGGUAUUUGGGCGACAGGUACAGGCGUUCCUGGAUAAUGGGGGCCGGAGUUUUCUUGUGGAGUCUCACCACAUUGGCCGGCUCCUACAUGGAUCACUUCGGAUGGUUCAUUUGCUUCAGGGCGCUGGUGGGCAUCGGCGAGGCUAGUUACUCCACGAUAGCGCCGACGAUUAUUAGCGAUUAUUUCUUGGGGAACAUCAGGUCGAAGAUGUUGGCGUUCUUCUAUUUCGCCAUUCCCGUAGGAAGCGGUUUGGGCUACAUCGUCGGAGCGGAAACGGCGAAGCUGUUGGGCGAAUGGCAAUACGCGUUGAGAGUCACGCCGGUGCUCGGCAUCGCCGCCGUUUUGCUCAUUCUAUUCGUGCUACAAGACCCCGAAAGGGGCCAGAGCGAGUACGUGGCAGGGCACUUGGAGACGACGCCUUGGUUGGAAGAUGUCAAAGACAUCGUGCAAAAUCGGAGUUUCAUGUUAUCAACGGCCGGUUUUACCUGCGUGGCGUUCGUAGCAGGCGCUUUGGCCUGGUGGGGCCCGUCGUUCAUCGAAAAGGGCAUUCGGCUGCACCAAGGCGACGCUGAAGCCUCAGACGUCGCGUACAAAUUCGGCAUCAUAUCGAUGGUGUCGGGCCUGGUCGGCGUGCCGUUCGGCAGCUACGCGGCCCAAAGGCUGCGGCCGCGGUACGCCCGCAUCGACGCGAAUUUGUGCGCCGCGGGGCUGCUCGCCUCGGCCCCUUUGGUCUUCUUGGUUUGCAUCACGGCCCGCACCCAACCGACGUUGUGUUUCGCGCUCGUAUUUUUCGCCGAGUUCUUCUUGAACUUGACGUGGUCGAUCAUCGCCGACAUUCUCAAUACGGCGUUCAUAUUCGGCGCGAUAACGAUGCUGGCGGGCAUAAUUGGUCUGACGUUGGGCGCCGUGUUGAGUCAGUUUUUUAAAAAAAAGUACAAAUUCUUUGAUCCACUGAUAUGCGGCACGGGCCUGCUCUUAUCGGCGCCCUGUCUGUUCGCCGUCACGUACGCGGUCACCUAUAACGUAACCAUUAUGUAUAUCCUCUUGUUCCUCGGUCAAGUCUCGUUGAAUCUAAAUUGGGCUAUAGUCGGUGAUAUUUUACUGUACGUCGUUUUACCUACAAGAAGAUCAACUGCGGAAGGUUUCCAAUUGUUGGUGUCCCACGCUUUCGGCGAUGCGGGAAGUCCCUAUUUAAUCGGCGUGUUAUCUGAAGCGUUCCGGCGCCUCCUGUCGAAGACCUACAACAAGGACAAGCUGACCACGCACGAGGACGCCGAAGUCGAAUUCAAAUCGUUGCAGUACGCCUUGUUUUCCACGUGUUUCGUCGAAAUAUUGGGCGGUUUGUUCUUCCUCAUGACCGCCUUCUACAUCGUGAACGAUAAGAGGAAGGUCGAAGAAGCCGUGUCCACGGGUAACUCGAGCAGUCAGCUGCUGGUCAACCAGGACAACGACCAAAACAUUUCCUGAUCGUUCGUUUACUAAGUAAGAGGCCGCUUCGGGCUCUCGUUUGUAGACUUCGUAACCGCCGAGAAAGAAAAACUAUUUAUAAAUGUAUUUAUUGCGUCGGAUGUUAGUUAAAUGAUGUGUCGUCGUGUUCAGUAACUUUUCGUCGAGAUAAACUAGAAUUUUGUGGAUAUUCGCGUCGAAUUCUGAAUUCCUUCCGUUUAUUUCUAUGUAAAAGAGUGCGGAUUUUGCGUUGUCGAUUUCAUAUGCUUCAAAUGUGUGCUUAAGCGUGGUGAAACAAGUAUUUGAUGUGUAUAUAGACAAAUUUUUCGAAACGAAAAUAAUCUAAUAUCAUAACCGAUUGUAAGGAUCAGGUUGUAGUAACCCACUGGGUUAUCUAUAUCUAUGAGAUUCAUAGGAGAGGAGUACGACUUUUUUUAUUACGAAAAUUCUGUAUUGUUUUUUAAAAAAGUUUUUACCUAACAAAUUAAAAAACUACAAUAACAUAACCCUAGAUACGUCAUAUGUCAUUUAAUGUUAUAUUUCACUUUUGUUCGUUUCUUCUACUCUACCGAACAUUUCGUUUUGUGAUUGGUUAGUGACUUUACACGUCACUUGUCAAAAUUUUAAAAUUAAAAUGCCUACAUUUCCUCAAAUAUUGAAUAUUUGAAAACUGAUUUGAGUUCUAAUGACUUAUUUCUAUUCAUAUAUCUGGUUAAAAACCGUAUCUCACAUCGUACUCCUCUCCACUAACGAGUAACGUGCAAUAAAAUACCUAGUAGCAGGUUUUUACUAACUACUUUGGGCUAUUUUCGUUUCAAUUAUAUCCGGAAAGUCCUUCCACACUUCUCGUAUGCUCUUGAAUUAUUUUUAUUUAGAUAUGGAAACUUCCUAUCGGUUUGAUUACUACAUAUUUGAUUUGUAGGGAUUUCGUGGAUCCUUGGUUGAAAAGACUUGUUGAAAAGAUGUGAUAAAAUUACGUUAUGUACAGGUUAUCGUAACCUAUUGCAAAUCCGAUAAGUUGUAUUAUAACGUAGUUGAGUAUAUCGAGAAAAAAUUGUACUGAAAUAUCACCUCAGAUUGAUUUUAAAAUAAUAUUGUACAUAACGAUUAUUUUAGUGUAUGUUGAUUUUAGAAAAUUAUUAUUUUUCCUAGGUUUAACAGCGAUGUAUGUUUGGUUUUUGGCGACAAAAAAAAAUAUUGCAUGGCGUGAAAAGUGGCUGAAUUUCGAUUAAUUUGAGUCCAGAGUCAAUUAGAGAUUAAAGCUAGAUAAUAAAUAUAGCUCGAGAAUUUUUUAAGCAAAGAACUCCUUCCUCUAGAUUAGGUAUUUUCUACAUGUGAUAAUUAAUUAUUAUAUCAUUAAACUUUUCACCCUAUGUACCUACUACAUAUUUGAAUUUAUAUAUUCUUCAUUCAAGAAAAGAAUUUAGUUGUAAAGCAUCACAUUCUUCUUCAUAUUUUACUCAUUUACAUUGGUUUCUUCGAUUUAGGCGUAAAGAGGCUGCCUGUUGUGGAUUUCAUUACAUUAAAAAAAUAAUAAAAGCGAUAAAAAAACUAAUAAAAACUACUCGAAAUUCGGCUCAAACAUUCAGAAACAGUAUUGGUUUGUUGCGGUGUGCAUUAAAAUUACUAUCGAGUUUAGUUAAUUAAGACUGAAAAAUAUACAGUAUUUGUAUAUUUAUUCUUAAAAAAUAAUGGUAAUGAAAAUGGUGUAUCAAAUUUGUUUUUUUUUUUCGUUUUUUAAAAGCAGAUUUAUAAAAAUAAAAUGUAAAAAUAUCCAAAGUGUCUUUUACUUACUCAUAAACCUAAAAUAGUGUACAAAAUUCGAGUAGAGAGUAGAGUGUAAAGAGUCAAGUGUAGAGAGAAGAGUUUAGAGUGUAGAAAGAAGAGUAUAAAGAGUUGA
Phyllotreta striolata is the source of this 3956-nucleotide messenger RNA. Lineage: Eukaryota; Metazoa; Arthropoda; Insecta; Coleoptera; Chrysomelidae. The record is from the annotation of a GenBank genome assembly.